Messenger RNA from Penicillium angulare, 1557 nucleotides. RefSeq lists its product as uncharacterized. The record is from RefSeq and is a predicted model, not a curated record. The transcript has 2 exons. NCBI's taxonomy places the organism in Eukaryota, Fungi, Ascomycota, Eurotiomycetes, Eurotiales, Aspergillaceae. The coding region runs from base 1 to 1557 and encodes 518 amino acids.
AUGGCCCGAUCACCAUCCAGAUCGAACCUUUUCAAAACGCUCUCUCAAGAUAUCUGGGCGCAAAUAUUGGACCAAAUUUCACCCUCUGAUAAAGCAUCUGUGCUGGCCACGUGUCGAGGCCUGCGACUUUCCUCCGAGGGAUCAUUAUAUCGCCAUGUCGAUAUUGACUGGGUCAGACCUCCCCUUAGGCGGGUCCUAAUGUUAUUCCGCGUCAUCUAUCAACGUCCAGAGUUAGCUGCACAGAUUGAACAUCUAAGCAUGGUAUCCUCAAAGAUGGAUUACCCAGGCAAGGACCAUCACUGGGACGAAGAAUGGGUGCCUCCCCUAUUUAAUGGUGACUGGAAGGACCUCUCAUCUCACUUUCAAGACGAGGUCAAGGUUGCAAAGGACAUUGUUAUUAGAUCGCAGCUCCCCUCAUCGGAAGUAUGGAUCGAUGCGCUGGAAAAUGGUAAUCCAUAUGCGUUUGCGGCUAUUAUCAUUUCUCAACUCCACAACCUACGGUCACUACGACUGGAUUACACUUUUGUGUGGCAAUCUGGAUUUCCGGGUCUGAUAGUGAGACAUGCUCUUCUUUCGGUAUCCCUAGAAACAUUAUCUCGAUUUUCCAACCUCUCCUAUGUUGAGUAUGGUCUGAACGUCCCACCUCCCAGAUCCUACCAUGAUGCGCUAAACAACUUCAACCCUAUUGAUGCACUUCCUCUUUGCAAUCCUGAGCAGUUUGCAGGCUGGUUCUAUAUACCCUCUCUGGUUUCCCUGCAACUCUGGUUACAAAGUUUAAAAGGUGUUGGUGAUAGACUGAGCAAGCUAGGUGGAUCAAGCAAGCUGGCCCAUUUAGCUAACCUCAAAAUAUUUUCCUUGGUGGAAUCCUCUAUUACAGAGACAGAGAUCAGAGAUAUCUUAUCACACCUUUCUUCGGUGAGAAGCAUUCAUUUGGGUAUCAACUAUCCUUCUGAGAAUGAUAAGGGCUACUUCCAAGAUUCUUCCCGACCUCCUCUAAGCAAGCAAGAACAAGGUGCUCUUUUUGAGGGAAUCAUGAGUAUAAAAGACACAGUCCAAAAUAUUUCUAUUGGCCUUGAGCUCUGUCCAUUAUUUUGGGUUACCCAUGUGGACGAGCGGGGGCACGGGAGCAUUCAAGAAGGAUUGAUCCCAUUUCAAGGGUUCUUAAAAGAGUUCCCCGUCCUUGAAACAGCAGAACUACCAAUAGUUAUGCUUUUUGGUUGGGAUCAUAAAAAAGCACCGCAAUUGGCUGAUUUGGUACCCUCGACUCUUCAGAAGCUUUGUCUGCGAGAUAACCUGGAGGGCGUGGCUGAUUACCAGUGGGAUAUGUACGAGACGACGAGAGUUCAAGAUCUGAUCAAAGACUUUCUUCCCUGCGCACACUCUAUGGCCCCACACCUCAAAACAAUUUCGAUACGCACCUUGAAUGCAUUCCCGCCCGAGGAUUUGAGACAAAACUAUGCGCUGCCUUGCCGGGAGUCAUGCGAGAAACUCGGCCUGGACAUUGAAAUCACCCAGAUCAAUGAUCAUCUUUCGCCUGGGCUUUGGACUACGCGCUGA